Messenger RNA from Ceratitis capitata (Mediterranean fruit fly), 11257 nucleotides. RefSeq lists its product as uncharacterized. NCBI's taxonomy places the organism in Eukaryota, Metazoa, Arthropoda, Insecta, Diptera, Tephritidae. The transcript has 8 exons. Bases 667 to 10296 code for a protein of 3209 amino acids. Gene Ontology annotation, biological process: regulation of transcription by RNA polymerase II. The record is from RefSeq and is a predicted model, not a curated record.
UAAGCUAAAAGCUGUAAAAUUUAAUAAUAGCAAUAAUUAUAAGAAAAUACAACAACAUAAAUACAUACAUCAAAAUACCAACAGCUGUGGCGGUAAAAUUAAACAAGUGCAUACUAGUAACGUGUGGUUAAAUUAAAAAUUUCCAAGAAAAUAUAAAAAAAAUAUUAUUAAAGUGUGAAAAUCUCCGAAUACACAAGAAAAUUCAGCGCCUUCGACGAUCUUGCUGAGUUGCAUAAUUUAAAAAAUUAAUAAAGGUGGUAAGGUUGCAAUAACGCAUAGAAGCGAGGAAGAAUUCGCUUCCUCCUUGUGUGGCUCAGGCCAAUGGCCUGAGGCUGUGUAGAGUGCAAAAGUUUGUGUGUAAGUGUAUGUAAGCGCUUUCGAAGAUUGAAGAGUUGUGUUGUUUCAAUAAUUUGAGGGAUUCCAUGCUUCGUGGCUAAUAAGUUGUGUGUUCUAGCACUUAGUCGUCACAUCUCAUAUUCGUUUGUGUUUGCGUGUAUGUUUGUCGCCAUCAACUGCUGUAACGACUGUCUGCCAGAAAUUUUUUUUUCAUCUUUCGCGCUAUUGCCGUGAUGUGUUGUGUCUUUGGUUGCGGCAGGAUUAGAAGCAGCAGCACCGACACCGGCAGCAGCAGUUGUAGCAGCAGGAGCGGCAGUAGUUCGGCAUGAAAUGGAAGCGGCCAUACGCUCAUCAGUGCAGGUCGGUGGUCCACCACCUACGUCAGGUGGUCAACAGCAACAACAGCAGCAGCAACUUCACCAUCAUCAGCAACAGCAGCCGCAGCAACGCGUUGGCAAUCAACAGCCACAGUCGCAUUUGCAUGAUAAUGGACCGUCGCCUCAGCAGCAACAUCAUCAGCAACAACAACAACAACAGCAGCAGCAGCAGCAGCAGCAGCAGCAACAAUAUCAUCAACAACUUGGUAACCUACCCCCGCACCUUCAUCCACAUCACCAACCGUCGCAAGCGCAGCAAUCGGCUGCACAACAACAAAACAAUAGCGGUAGUAAUAGCGCACAACAACAACAGCAGCAACAUCAACAUCAACAACAGCAGCAGCAACAACAUCAACAACAGCAGCAGCAGCAGCAGCAACAACAGCAGCAGCAAGCCAAUAUGUCGGCUUAUCAGCAGCGGAUGUCAUCCGGACCGUCACAGAUUCACAGAUUCUACAGGCCGAUCGACGGGCCGCCAUCAUAUACGAAGAGCGGCAAUGCACUUGGCCAGCAGCCUACUCACUCGGCUGCUACAGCUGCAGCCGUCGCGGCAGCCGCUCAGCAGCAGUUCAACCAGCAGAUGCAUCAAAUGCACCAACAGCAUCAGCAACAGCAACAACAGCAGCAGCAGCAACAACAACAACAACAACAACAAAUUCAGCAACAACAGGCCGCCCAACAGCAGCAGCAACAACAACAACAAGCUGCUCAACAGCAGCCUCAUCAUCACCACCAUCAUCAGCAGCAACAACAACAACAGACCGCCCGUUCGGCAGCUAGUCCCUUAUCCCCACCUCGACCUGGCCCCGGCUCGGCAGCCGCCGCCAACACGUACGUCAAGUACGCGGAGCUCAAUGCGGUGCGGGAAGCGCCACAUCCCUACAUCCAACAAAGCUCUUAUGGCAUUGGGGCGCCAGGCCCACAGUACCGUGACAACCCUUAUACGCGAAUACCUCAAAUGCCACCCGAUUUCCAACGCGCAGCGGUUGCUGCCGCCGCUGCGGCGGCAAGUGGCAGUGCUGGUAGCGCACAGGUUCCGUCUGGUGUUGUGCAAGUACCGGGCGGUGGUCUACAGCCGCCCCCACCUAGUGUGGGCAGUGCAGCCCACCUUGAAGCUUUGCAUUUCGCGCAUCAACAGCCCCCCUCAGGACAACAAGCGGUCCAAUCAGCACAUGUGCUUAAUGCUUCAAACACUGGCGCAAAUGGUGGAGGCGGUGGUGCACCCUCAUCAAUCAAUGCCAAUACCGGGGCGAGUAAUUCUGGCUUAAUACGUCAGCGUAUCAUACUGCCAGCGCAUCCCUAUUCCGGUGAGUAUAUGGCGAAUGCGCGAAGCCAACAGCAGCAACAUCAGCACCAGCACCAGCACCAGCAUCAACAGCAGCAGCAGCAGCAGCAGCAACAUACGCAGCAGCCACAGGCACCACCCGAUCCAGGAGGACAACCGUAUAAGAAAAUGCGUAUGGGCGAGGCGACGGCGAAUGCAGUCAACAACACGAAUCACCUGCCACCUAAAGUAGUGAAUGCAACGCAGUCACAACCACGACAACCGUCACCAUCGGCUGCUGCACUGGUUGCUGCACAGCAGCAACAACAACAUCAAAUGCUAGCAGGUAGCGGCUUACGCAACAGUGCCGCUCAGAUACUCCAGCCGGUUCCACAUUCGCAUUUGACCGUGGUUUCUAGCAGUCAUGUAGUUCAUACCCAGCCACCUCCCUCAGCGAUGCAGCAGUUGAAAGUGGAAACACAACCAGCUUUGUUGUCUUCGGUAGCAGCGCCGCCUAUAAAUCGUGGCAUUUCAUCGAACGCGGUAAUGAGUGGAAAUAGUAGCAUUGGUGGAGUUGGUGUCAGUGUUGGCGUUAGUGUGGGCGUUGGCGUCAUUAAUGCUACACCAAAUGCAUCCCCUUUGGUCACAGCUGGUGGAGCAGUGCCAACAACACCGACGAAAUCGUCAUCUUCAUCAGAGGGAUACCAUCCGCAAGUCGAAGCCAUCUCGCCCACACUGCCAGCCGAUAAUGUCGAUGAACGGGGUAGCGCCGUGACGGAAGAUCUGCUCACACAAAUACAGAAAGUGGACGCAGAAAUACAGAGUGCAGAAAAUACAAUGGAUACGUUGCGCAAGCAAGAGAAGAGCUUUACUGAUAAGGCCGUUCUGAGCAAGAAACAGCGCGAGGAGGAGAUGCUUGCAGCUGAGAAUGCUGAUACUACUAAAAUGGAGUAUUCAUGGAAACUACAGACAAUGGCGCAAAAAAUUUACGAGGCGAACCGCGAAACGGCCGCUGCUCGACAUUCCAUACUUAGUCAUUGCGGUAUCAGUACAAAAUUACCGUUAUAUAAUCAGCCAUUGGAUGUCGAAGGACUGACAGCGUUGAUCAAACGACACCAGACGACGGUGCGGGCCCCUCUGCUAGAGCACAUAGGUAAGCUGAAGCAGGAGCGCUGGACACACAACACCGGAUUGGUGGAGACAUAUGCGCAGAUGUCAGGUGAGUGGCAAAAGCGCGUUGAAAAAUCCGAAGGCAGCGCGAAAAGAAAGGCGAGGGAGGCUAAAAACCGUGAGUUCUUUGAAAAGGUGUUUACGGAGCUGCGAAAACAGCGUGAGGAUAAGGAACGCUUCAACCGUGUUGGCUCACGUAUCAAAUCUGAAGCCGAUUUGGAGGAAAUAAUGGAUGGCCUGCAAGAGCAGGCUAUGGAAGAUAAGAAGAUGCGUUCAUACGCCGUUAUACCGCCGCUAAUGUUUGAUGCCCGUCAGCGUCGCUGUGUCUACCACAAUGAAAACGGCUUCAUUGAAGAUAUGGUAGCAGUCCACAAGGAGCGACAAACGCUUAAUGUAUGGACAUCCGGAGAGAAGGAAAUAUUCAAAGAGAAAUUCCUGCAGCAUCCAAAGAAUUUUGGCGCCAUUGCAGCCAGUUUAGAUCGCAAGUCGGCACAGGAUUGCGUACGCUACUACUACCUCAGCAAAAAGACGGAGAAUUACAAGCAACUGCUGCGAAAGUCAAGGCAACGGACUCGUUCGUCGCGUAAUCCCCAAAAGGCCCAACAACAACAGGCUCAAUGUAUUAUCGAUUCGCUGACGACUGGCGUGACAACGCGUCUUCAGCGUGAACAGCAACAGAAGACCGGUGGACGCUCGGCUGCGGCGGAACGAGAACGUGUUGAGCGAGCAGAACGUGCCGCUGAGCGCGCAGCAGCGGACGCGGUGAAAGCUGCCGCUACCGCUCAGGCCAAGUCCACAAAUAAGGGCGAUAACAGCGGCAAUGUUAGCUCGGCGGCAGCAGAAUCUACUGGCCCUGGCGACACGACUGAAGCAGCUAAAGGAAAAGCGAACGCUGCUACUACAACAGCACAAAAAUCCAACAACACGUCCAAUAGCAACAACAACAGCGCAACCACAACGGGUGGGAGUUCAACGGCAACGCCAAAAGCUGCAGAAGCUGAAAAAGCUACUGAAAGCACAGCUGUCAACCAGCAAGCAACAACCACCGCUACAACCGAUGCGGCACAGGGCGGCACUGCGGCGAAAGCGAAAAGCAACGAGUGGAAUUCCGGUGAAGCGAAUGCAACAACCACUGUUUCAGCGGCGACAACCAGCAACAGUAGUAGCUGCAACAGUAAUGUUACAAACUUUGAUGCAAAUAGCAAAAAGCCCAAAACAGCUUUCGGCACAGUGGUGGCGAAUAACGAAAUGGAAGUGGAUAGCCAAACGUUGGUGGACGACAAAACUUGCAUUAGUCACAACAGCACCAGCAUAAGUAGUGGGGGAGCUGGUGUCGUCAACAACAGUGGUCCACUUUUAUCGGGCAAUAGCAAUUCUGGCCUCUCUCAUCAUCCACCUGGCACUCCGAACGGCGUCAAAACCAUAUAUGCUAACACAAUAGCACAAGCGGUGGCUGCGUCAGUCGCCAACGAAGAUGGUAAAGUCACUGCUGCGAGCGAUAAGAUCGUCACAGCAGCAAUAGACGGCGUUAAUUUGAAAGACAGCGCCCUUUGUGGUGGCAAUAAAGUGGGCAGCGCCGUUAGUGUGGCGACGCCCACCACCUCAACAACCGCGGGCAAUUUUCUUGGGCAGAAGCUCAAGGCGGCGCAAGUGGAAGGCAUUGGCGCCGGCAACGAUGGCAACUCAGAUGUUAGUGAUCCCAAACGGAAGCGUCUCGACGUUACGACAAACGCAGAUGGUUCCAACGCAAACUCUUCACCCUCCUCCUCUUCAAAUACAAACAUCAAUAAUAAUAAUAACAAUGAUACUAAUAACAAAAGCAACAACUCUUCCUCCUCCACAUUAUUAAUCAACUCCUCCACUACGAAUAUUCACGGACUCAGUAGUAAUCCUACUAUCAGCACCAACAACAAUGGCAAUAUCAGCAACUCCAUGGAUACUUUAAGUGUUGUUGGAGUGGGUUCAACAGCAGGCACUACAACAACAACAGGUGCGUUAACAACAACACUUGUUGGCGUUUCGCUAACAACAACAUUGACCACAAAUGUUGCUACGACGCCUGCUACAACAGCAACAGCGGUAGCAGCCGGGCCAAUAACAUUCACAACGACUGAAGGCAACAACGCCAUCGAUGGCAAAGAUAAAUUGGCAACAUGUUUCGUUUGCAAGGCAGACGCCUGUCCUCGUACUCGCCCAUUGAAGAAGGGCCGGGGCCAGCAGUACGGCAUUCCAGACGAUACAAUACCGGCAGGUGCACGAGUCUGCAAUUCGUGUCAAUGCAAGUCGGUACGUAAUCGUUAUACCAAUUGCCCCAUUCCAACGUGCCCGAAUCCAAAAGAUCGUGCUAAACGCUUACAUAACAUUCCGCCACGUUUAUUCGAGCUUGCGCCCGAUAUACGAGAUCCCAUCCUACACGAGUUUCAAAUACCAACACAAGCAACACGUUGUUGUUCCGCCUGUCUUAUGCGUAUACGUCGAAAACUGGAUCUUGAUCCGCAAAUAACGCUUACGGAUGAAGAUCGUCGUAUGGACGGUGAUGAAUCGGACGUAAGCACUUCGUCGUGUGAUGAACGUGAGGUUGGUGGCAGUGAUACUGCUUCAGUGGAGAGUCCAGAGUCGCAACGGCACAAUUCAAUGACAAAGGAUGUGCAAAAACCACAGACACCGAUUGCAGCUAGCGCAGCCACAAAUGCAGCUGCUGAUACAACAACAGUUACGAUAACAGCUGCCGGUAUUAAAGCCGAUGAACGUUUGCUGCCACCAUUGGGACAAGCGCCGAAGAAGCAAAAGACAUCUGAAGAGUAUGAUUCGUCGGCCACUGAGACCGCCGACGAGGAGAAUGAGAAUUCGCCGGCGAAUCGCCAAAGUCCCAAAGUUAUAUUAAACAGCAGUGGUAUGGGAAUGCAAGGUAAUGUUGGUUUGGCUCCACCACCGACGAAUGCCCAGCAAGUGCAUUCAAUUCAACAGAAUGGUCCGCCACAACCGGUUAUAGGCAUGCAGCCACGCGAACAAACUGGCGCAAAUGUACAAGACGUUUUAUAUUCAGUAAUUGAGUUAUCGCUGAAAACGAAGGGCCCGCCGCCGGUUAAAAUGCCUUCGCAAAUGCCGAAUGCGUCACCUAUGCAUGGCGUCAAACCGAUUAUGGAGCCGAUUCGUAGUCGCGCUGAUCUCAGUAAUAAUAAUAACAAUUCUAAUAACGAUGUUACUAUAGUUGGCGAAUUCCGAAAUGAUGGUUCCAUUGUAAAGCAACAGGCUCAUGGACAGCCGAUCGGUUUGAAUGCGCGUCAGUCGAAUGCACCUUCCGUAAAUGUUGGACAAGUCCCGCAAGGCAGCCAAGCUCCUCCUGGAGCCAUUGUACAUCCUGAAAACUUGGCUACAAUAUCUGUGGUGAAUUCUCAUAUGUCUCACCACAAUCUUCCAACACAUGGAAUGUUGCAUCAGCAUGAAAUUAAGGCGACGAUAACGCCUGUGGUAAAAUCAGGCAAGUCACUAUCAUCUACGCCCCAACAGCCGCCAGAUGCAAUUCGAUAUGGUAUGCCCCCAACUGUUGGGUCACAACAUCGAAACAACGAACCAGAACCACAAACAUUGGACCUCUCAAUAAAGAAGCCUGCUAGAGAUGGCCCAUCACCUCAUUCCUCGUCCAGCGGUGUUAACUCGUCGAGCAAUGACAAUGGUCCACGGCACCAACCACCACCAGGAGCUGUGAAACACGUCGGCAAUGCUGCUUCAAUAUAUCGUGGCCCCGAAUUGGGUCCCUCUAACCCAACGUAUUUGUAUCAUCCACACCACUCCAAUGUAGGUAAGGGACCUCACGGAUCUGUCUAUUUGCCACAAGUACCUGGACCCAUACCCAUAGCACAAGGUGUUGUGAGCGUACGAUCUCAAGCGGGCGGCGUACAACCGUCACCGCAACAACCACCACCUUCAACACAUCAGGCCCACAUGCAGCUGCCACCUGGAGUGGGGGUGGGCAGUAGCAGCAAGGUCGGUAGCACUAAAAUGGCGCCUAAAUUGAGUCCACAAUUGAUACAUGGUCCACCAUCACACACGGCUUCGGCAUCACCAUCACAACAACAGCAACAACAACAAUUGAUGGCCGGUCCGAAAGGAUCUAUAACACACGGCACACCAGUCAACAAUGCCCAACAAAUUAUUGUGCACUCUGCACCCGCUACACUUAGUCCCAAGUUUGAUAGCAUUCUUAGACAAACUCCACCUUCCGGUAGCGAUGCGAAUAAUAAAAUUGGCUCUAUAACACAGGGCACACCAAUUCAUUUGCCCUCACAUCAUUUGGAAAACAAACGUUCAUACGAGUACUACAAGACAUCGCAGCGUCAAAGUCCAGCACAACAAAAUCAAAUUCCAGUGGUCGGACAUCCCGGUGUGUUGCCACCACCGCAACAAUCAUCGCCACAAGCGCCACCGUCACAAGGAUAUGGCGCUAGUUCACCAUAUGCGCGUCCGCCAUAUGCCGUUGACCAAGCACCGGUGCUGAGCACGCGCCAAAUCGUGUUACACGAUUAUAUAACGUCACAGCAGAUGCAAGGCCAACAACGAAACGUAUCGCGGGGUAGCAGUAACAGCGCCGGUGGAGGAGGUGGUGGUUCAGACAAAGAGUCGCCAUCGCCACGCAACAGUGUGAGUGGCCCUACCAGCGCGCUGGUCUUCUAUGACAAAGAACGUGGAAGAACCGAAUACUCGAGUCGGGCCUCACCCGCUGAACAUAUUAACAGCACUCCCAGUCCACACCGUACACCACCGCCACCACGUCAAGGUGUUAUACAACGUCAUAACACUGGCUCAAAGCCGCCUUCGCCUGCUACAAUGUCCCAAAACCGUCUACACGUGAUGCCGCAUAGCUAUCCGCCAGCUGGGCACGAUGCCUUCUCUUCCUUCGUCGAUGUGGCCGUACAACAACCACAACUGCCAGUGCCAUCACAGCAGAAGGAGGAUAAACAAUUGCGGCAUGAAGCGCAACAACCAGCUCCACCACAUCAACAACAUGCGCCGCCUAGCCAACCGCCACCAACACAACAAGAAAUACGUUAUCAAAUGCAGAUGCAGUUGAACUACCAUCAACAACAACGUGCAGCCGCUGCAGCAGCCGCAGCGCAACAGCACCAAUACCGCGCACAAGCGGCAGCCAGUGCUGCAGCUAAUGUUGACCUUCAGCGGCGCAUGCAUGCUAUGGAGCGUGAUCAUCUGCAACAGAAACGACAGGAACGCGAUCGUGAACGGGAACGGGAAAAGGAACGUGAACGGGAAAGAGAGCGUGACCGUGAUCGGGAGCGAGAGCGUGAUCGUGAACGCAUGGCGGAAUGUAUUGCGGCAAAUGAGCGUGAUGCUGCUGGACGACGCAUGACGGAACGCAUGAGUGCUGUUGCAGCAGCUCAACACUAUAUGCGCGGCGGACCGGAGACGGGGCCGCCACGUGCUAUACCCGACCGAGAAAGAGAUCUCUAUCAUAGGACACCUCAGGACAGUACAUUGUCAGCGCAGGUUUUAAUAGAUGCGAUCAUAAAGCAGUCGAUAAGAUCGGGCAGCUCAGAACCAAAUCCAGCCAACAUGAAUCGGCCAUCAUAUUAUAAUUCACGAGAAAUGCCACCCUCAGCCCGUCAGCAUCCAGGUGCCGCUUCACUGGUCGCCGCUGAGAAUAACGGCAAGGCAAAUUCACCCAAUGUCAUCAAUAUCGACUUGGACAACGAUCGCGCCAGCAGUAGCAACAACCAACAUGAUUCGUCUAGUGUGAGUGGAGCGAAUUCCCGUGGCAGUGGAGUAUCGCACGUCAAUCGUGGUGUCCCACAGAGUGGCCCUUCUGUUGGUAUGUCUACCCAACCAGGCGUUUCACUACUACCGCCCACUUCACAAGCACAGGCUCAAGCACAAAAGCAGCAAAUGUUAAAGACAAACAUUACAUUCGGCGAACUAACGGACUCUAUAAUUGCAAACGACUACUGUCCAAAUCCAUUGCAAAUGCGUUCGCAUGUCAACUACAUGCCUUACCUGCAAGAUCAGCAACCAAUGGUUAUGACCGAACAUUGGACAAAAUAUAAUAGACGCAUACAGCAGAAGGAGGCGGAAGCAGCUGCCGAACGUAAUAAGGCUGCAAUCGCUCAAAACAUCAGCGCCGGUGUAACGGUUAGUUCAAGCGGCGCUUCCGGGCCACAAGGUAAUGGAGGUGCAACUGCAGGUCCUGGUGGACGUGCCAAUACACCAGCUGAUGAACGAAACAUUAUACGCAUGCAACAAACUGUAAGUCCGCGCAAAUAUGAUUUGAUGAUGCAGCCGCCACACGAUCAGGCUGCUGCGGCUGCUGCUGGUCAUUACUAUCAUCCACAUGGUCCGCCACCACCGUCCAGUGUUGCGCCGCCAAUGAGCAUGCAUGUGCGUAGCAGCAGCUCCGGUAGCGGCGGUUCCUCCUCCAUACCUUCACCGCACGAUCAACGUAUGGCUAGCGGAGGUAGUGCUGGCACUGUUGGCGUGCUGCCCACAAGUGGCUCAGUAACGCAAAAUCAUCCUUUCGACACAAUGAAAUAUGUAAAGAAUCGUAUUGUGGAAGUUAUGCGCACGGAGGAUGAGGAAAUGCAGCAUCAGCAUGGGCAUAUUGAUCAUCGCAGUGGCGCCGGCAAAGACAUGCACGACGGUCCCAUUGGCGUUAGCAUUCGUAAGACCCCCAAUCAAUACGAUGAUGGUCGACGAUUAUCGGCUGUGUCAUCAAGUGGUGGUAGUGGCGUUGGCGGAGUCAACAGCGGAAGUAAUAGCAACGAUACACAUCACAACAUAGUGUCUUCGCAGCCACCACCACCAGCUCUGGGUGCCUAUCAGCCUCAACCGCCAGUCACAACUUUUGCCACAACCACCUAUGCUUAUCCGUAUAGUGCCCUAAAUGUGCCCAGUUCUGUGGCAGGUCUACCACCGCCAACACAAAUGUCGUCAUCGCAGUUAUCUUCGUUGGCACAUCAAGCGCCUACUUCACAUAUGAGCAAACAGUCAUCCGGCCAUAGUAUGGGUAGUGCGGGCAGCGGCAGCAUGGGAAUUAGCGUCUCAGGUGCAGGCUCCUCCACGGGACCAUCAAAUAGUGCAACGGCGGUCGAGCCAAAGCCGCUGUUGUCGGCGCAAUACGAGGCAUUGAGUGACGAAGAUUAGUUGUGACUGCAGGCGUCUGGACGAACGCCACAACAACAGCAGCAACAUCAGCAAAUACAGCAACAGCAACAACAGCAGCAGCAGCAUGCAAUACCACAAAUUUGGCAUUGCGAGCGUGAACGCAUGCGACAACAACAACAGCAACAGCAACAACAUAUGCAACAGCAAAAGUUGCAGCAUCAACAACAGCAACAUCAACAUUACCAGCUGCAAGCCAAUCGCAGCUACAGUAACAGCAAUGGCAAUAACAACAAUCACUAUUACUAAAAAAGCAACCAUUCGUAAUUGUUGAUUAAUUGUGCAAAUAACAUAACCAUGCAAAUAAGGAUAGUCGCGUCCUCGAAAAAUCUCGCUCCAUUCCUUCUCGCCAAAAAAAAUGUUAUAUUUCCGGAGCGCCGGUGGAGUUGUUAUGUUUAGCAGUUGUCGUGGUAAAUUCAAGAAUUAAUAGUCCAGUAAUCGCCUGCAGAGAAAACACCAAUGAUAUACAUGUAUACAGAAAUGAUUUAUAGACCUUCUAUACAAGUAUAUGACGGUUUAUUUUCCAAUAGUUCGUAUGAAAAAAGUUCAUAUUUUGAAAGGAUUAAAAUAUGACGCUGUAAGUAAGUGAAGUGAAGUGUCUUUACUUUUCCGUCAUAUAUAUAUUAGAUUUGUACAAGCUCAACCUUUAAGGGCGAAAAAAAUGUUAAACAUAUUUAGUACUACAUACAUACAUGUAUACAUUUAAUAUAAACUAUACCACAGGAAACAAAUACAUAAACAUAUUAAAAUUUUCAUUAAAAAAAACAUAAAAUUUUACCAAUUCGUUAAAAAUUGAAUAUGAAAAUACAUGUUCAUGCCGCUAUGCAUAGGUUUCAUUUCUCAAAAAUGGCUGUUUGAAGGUUACGAAAUUUUUGAAAUCCUGAAGUUAAUAUUUUAAGUUAGUUAUCAAAAGAAACUUGUUCCAAAUGAUUUCCUUUAAACA